Plenodomus lingam JN3 is the source of this 993-nucleotide messenger RNA. RefSeq lists its product as uncharacterized. The record is from RefSeq and is a predicted model, not a curated record. Gene Ontology annotation, biological process: L-valine catabolic process. Lineage: Eukaryota; Fungi; Ascomycota; Dothideomycetes; Pleosporales; Leptosphaeriaceae. Gene Ontology annotation, cellular component: mitochondrion. Gene Ontology annotation, molecular function: NADP binding; NAD binding; 3-hydroxyisobutyrate dehydrogenase activity.
AUGUCUCCACCAGAGAAGACUAUCGCCUUCAUCGGCCUCGGUGUCAUGGGCUACCCCAUGGCCCUCAAUCUCCGCAAAGGUCUAGAUGUCUCCCACACACUCCUCAUCUGCGACGUCUCCAGCGACGCACUCACGCGCUUCCAAAAGGACGCGGCCAGCAUGGGCCCUGUGGAAGUCAUCAAGAACGGAUACGAAGCCGUGCAAAGAGCAGAUACCGUCAUAUCGAUGCUCCCAGACGCCAAAGUAGUGGAGAAAGUCUAUCUCGACCCUCAAACAGGCAUCCUCGCAGGCGCAGCAAAACUUUUGGCGGAUGCCAGCGCGCAGAAACCAAACUACAAGAUUAUAAUGGAGUGCGGCACGAUUGAGACUGCAACAAUUUUAUGCGUCUCUAGUGCCGUAUUGUCUUCUCCCGCCUCCUCCAUCCUGACCUUUGUGGAUGCGCCUGUGUCUGGUGGGCCCAUGGGUGCACAAGACGGUACCUUGGCUUUCAUGGCGGGCAUGAACAACAAAGAGCUCUGGCCGAGUGUCAAGGCCCUCCUCUCGCACAUGGGCAAGCCUUCUGCGAUUUUCCUCUGCGGCGACAUCGGUUCCGGUACCGCGUUCAAAGUGAUAAACAAUUAUCUCUCCGCUAUAACCUCGCUCGCGGCGUCGGAAGCAUUGAAUAUUGGCACAAAGAUGGGGCUUGAUGUUGCAUUGCUCACGGACGUGAUUAAUGUCAGUGGGGGACAGUGUUGGGUGACAAGUAAGAGUAAUCCGGUGCCGGGGAUACAGCCCAAUGUGCCCAGCUCGAGGAACUAUGAGGGUGGGUUUAGGAUCGAGCUUUGCGCAAAGGUAUUGAGUAUGGGAAGUCGGCUAGCGGAGAUGGUUGGAGCGAAGACCGUGUUGGAUAAGCCGACGCUGGAGGCGUUUGGGGAGGCCAUGAGUGACGAGAGGUACAAGGGGAAGGAUGCGAGGGUUGUUUAUAAGUGGCUGAAUGAGAGCGAGAGGAAGUAA